AUGCACCGUGUUUCAUGCCGUUUUGACCCGACUAUACAUACUUCGAGGAAACCUACGUUGGAUAUCAGCGCGAAUGAACCUUUCUCAUCAAGCGAUGGUGUGUUGACCGUUGAACCUAGCUUUAGAACCUUACGAAUGGUUGUUCAAGCACUCGCUAGAAUCUUGAACACCAGAGAAGAUGGUCUACGGCUAUUCCUGUGUGUUUUAGCAGGAUAUCCUCUUGCUUUCUUCCAUCGGUCUGUAUUAUAUAAUAAACCAGCAAAUGUUCAACAUGCUUUCUUCGUGACUGCUGGGCUGAUUCUGUAUAUUUUUAACUGUGGAUAUGACGUUGUUCACACGCUAAUUGCUAUCGUAUUUGCAUAUAUAAUUACCAAUUUUUUGAGAGGUAAAGUUGAAUCAAUAGUAGCUGCCCAUACAGCAUUCCUGGGUUACCUCCUCGUGGCUUACUGGUUUGAAGAGUCAGACGGGUAUGAUAUCAAUUGGACAACGCCUUUCUGUGUAUUGACCCUAAGGUUCAUUGGUCUAGUUAUGGAUGUAUAUGACGGAGCGCACAUGGAGAAACUCAAGCCAGAUCAGAAGAAAACCGCUGUGAAAGAAGUUCCUGGUUUACUAGAAAUCGCAGCUUUUGGCCUUUUCUACACAGGAACCUUUACUGGACCUCAGUUCACUCUAAACAAGUUCCGUUCGGUUGUGAAUGGGGAAUGGCUAGAUGAAAAACGACAACCAAGAGCAUCAGCAUACGAAGCUGCGCUUCGCCGAUUUGUCGGCGGUUGCAUUUAUAUGGCUAUAAAUCAGUUUGGAUGUGCAUGGUUACCGAGUACGUAUUUCAAUACUAUCGAAUUUUACGACCAAAGCUUAUUCUGGCGGUGGACAUGGGCUACCAUUUGGUUUCGGCUCGUAAUGUGUCGAUACUGCGCCAUGUGGAUGGUUGUGGAAGGAGCUUCAAUAAUCAAUGGGCUCGGGUACAAUGGAAAGGACGAAAAUGGAGAAGAUCGGUGGGAUGGAGCUAGGGAUAUUCACGUCUGGAAAUGGGAAACAGGCCACGACUUCACAUCACUUGUACAGUCAUUUAACUGUGGGACGAAUACGUUUGCGAAGAAUCAUAUUCUGCGACGCUUACGAUGGUUAGACAGCAAACCGUUAGCACAUCUAGCCACACUAGGUUAUCUAGCUAUAUGGCAUGGAUAUCACCUCGGAUACUUCCUCCUUUUCGGUUUGGAAUUCGCUUGCAUGGUUGCUCAAGAUCAGCUCUAUAAACUUAUUGACCGAACCCCUGGAUGGGCCGAAUUUAACGCAAACCCAUUAGUUCGACCAUUUGUAUGCGUUUUCGGGCGGGUUGUCAUUCUCUACACUACGGGAUUUGGUUUCUUGACAUUUGGGCUUGUGAAAACGAAAUACUGGAUUGGACCCGUCAAAUCGCUAUAUUUCCUUGGUUAUAUCUUCUACAUUGUGGUAUGGCCACUUCUGCAUUAUGCUCUUGUUGCCGUACUGCCAAGAAAGCCAAACCAAGAGAUAAAGGAAUCGCUCUCGGUAAGCGAGAAGAAGUCAGAACUAGCUAAGAAGAAAACUUAG
Molecule: messenger RNA, 1572 nt
Organism: Necator americanus (New World hookworm)
Lineage: Eukaryota; Metazoa; Nematoda; Chromadorea; Rhabditida; Ancylostomatidae
Exons: 14
Coding region: 1-1572 (523 amino acids)
Biological process (GO): lipid modification; phosphatidylcholine biosynthetic process
Cellular component (GO): membrane
Molecular function (GO): 1-acylglycerophosphocholine O-acyltransferase activity; lysophospholipid acyltransferase activity
Source: RefSeq, a predicted model, not a curated record